GUCACAUGACAAAAACAUGGCGACCCAUCUGAGUGUUGGAAGAAUAAAUGUUUCAAAACUUCGUGAGUCCUAUCGUUCAAGAUUAAAAAGAUGUUUGGAAUGUUGCGAAGGGACAAAAGCUAUAGUUUGGGACGAGUCUCUCAUGGGUCCCUUCGAUCUUAUUGCCGAAAACACUCUUCUAAAAGAUUGCGAGGUAAUCAUUAUGUGGUCGCUGAGAGCACCCCUCCCAUCAGGACCGGCUGUUAGGAACAUUAUUUUUUUCGUACGUCCAAAUAUUUCACUCAUGCAAACUAUUGCCAGAUGCAUACUUGGCAACGAUACCUCCAACCCUUUUGAAGAGGUGUCUUAUCACUUGUUCUUCGUUCCUAGAAAAAACGAAUUAUGUAUUAGAAAAUUGGAAGAACUACGAGCUCUUGAAAGCUUCACAAACGUAGGAGAUUUUCCUCUGGAAAUGCUACCUUUAGAUUACGACCUCUUGUCAUUAGACUAUUCGUCUUGUUUUGCCGAUUGCUUUAUAAACAACGACUAUAAAUCUCUCCAUUACGUAGCUAAGAGUUUGAUGACUCUACAAGAACUUUAUGGUACCAUUCCAAAUGUUUAUGGCAAGGGAGCGAGUGCUGGUCAUGUAUGGGAUAUACUAAAAAGAAUGACAAGGGAAUAUAACAUAAGCGAUUCUGGAAAAAGUCAAAUAGAUAACCUACUUCUCAUUGACAGAUCAGUUGACGUUCUUAGUCCUUUACUAAAUCAAUUAACCUAUGAAGGUUUAAUCGACGAAAUACUAUCGAUUAACAAUACUAUCGUUCGCCUUCCAUCAGGUGGUGAUAAGGGAAAAGUCAUUUUAAAUUCUGGUGACAAAGUUUUUUCGGAUAUAAGAGAUAAAAACUUUCAUAGCGUUGGAGCUUAUUUGAGUAAACAAGCCAAAUUAUUAACGUCACAAAGUAACGAAAGACACGAAGCUAAAACUGUAGAAGAUAUGAAAAAUUUUGUUAUGAAAUUACCACAUAUACAAGCCGUUAAGUCUUCUUUAAGUUUACAUACGAACAUUGCUCACAUUAUCCAUCAGGAAGUUCAUUCUCAUGAUUUCAUAGAAUGUUUGGACGUUCAACAACAAUUUUAUAUGGGUUCUCAUUCGGAUAAGCCACAUGAAAUUAUUGAAAAGUAUAUAGCUAAGAGAGUGUCUCUAAAUAAAGUUCUACGUUUAAUUUGUAUUCAAUCUUAUUGUUCAAAUGGAUUAAAACCGAAAGUAUUUGAACAAUAUAAACGAGAUAUUCUUCUAGCCUAUGGCUUUGAGAAUAUUAUAACUCUACAAAAUUUAGAAAGAGCUGGCCUAAUUAAAGUUCAUACAUCAAAUUUAAAAACGUAUUCAACAUUGAGGAAAACUUUAAAAUUAACUGUUGAAGAUGUUAACAUUCAAAAUCCUAAAGAUAUAUCUUAUACGUAUAGUGGUUAUGCUCCUUUAACGGUUAGACUGGCACAAUUUCUUCAUAGACCCGGUUGGAGGAGUAUUGAAGAUGUUUUGUCACAUAUACCUGGACCAACAAUUCAAGAAGUUCAAGUUGCAAAUAAUCCAAGCUCUUUCUCAUCUUCCCAGCCAAAGUGUACUCUAGUCUUUUUUAUUGGUGGUGUAACUUUUGCUGAAAUUGCAGCUUUAAGAUUUCUCUCUCAAUUGGAUGAUGCUCCUGCCGAAUACAUAGUCGCUUCAACAUCAAUUAUAAAUGGUGACAAUUGGAUGAAAUCUCUUUGCCAUACUUUAACUCCUGUUCCUCGGAGUUUAAAUCCCUUUGACUAG
Dimorphilus gyrociliatus is the source of this 1789-nucleotide messenger RNA. The record is from the annotation of a GenBank genome assembly. Lineage: Eukaryota; Metazoa; Annelida; Polychaeta; Dinophilidae.